AUGUCCGAGACUCCAGCCACCAACGCCCCGAAGCCCUUUACGAUCUCCGUUCUAGAUGAGGGGCUUCAAGAGCUUCGCCAGCGCCUGUCCUGGGCCAAGUUCCCUUCCCAGCUCGAGUCUCCUGAUCAGGAUGCCUGGGACUUUGGGGUCCCUUCGAGAGACGUCCAACGACUCACAAACUACUGGAAGGAUGGCUUUGACUGGCGGAAGGCCGAAGCAAGCUUGAACGAGCUACCACAAUACGAGACCAAAAUCGACAUUGAUGGGCCAGAGUUUGGCGGCGCAACUUACGUCUCCUCAGUCGUUCAUCAAAUCAGCCCAACGAAAAAUGCGAUUCCUCUGCUUUUCAGUCAUGGAUGGCCUGGCUCAUUCAUCGAGGUGAUCAAACUCCUACCUUUGCUGAAAGGUGGUGAUGGGCAUCCGGCAUUCCACGUCGUGGCACCUUCUCUGCCCAACUUCGGCUUUUCUUCCGGGGUCACUCGACGUGGAUUUGGGCUCGCGCAGUAUGCCGAAGUUUUGCAUAAACUCAUGAUCAAGCUGGGAUACGACGAUUAUGUUACCCAAGGUGGGGAUUGGGGCUACUGGAUCACCAGAAGUGUUGGCUUUCUUUACCCUGGAAGCUGCAAAGCUUCUCACGUGAACAUGAUUGAAGCGAAACCGCCAAAGUGGAGCACGAGCCCAUUUUUAGCCUUACAGCACGCUCUGCAACCAUACUCGGCCGCAGAAAAGGCUGGUCGUCGACGCGCCGAAUGGUUCGAUCGAGAGGGAUACGGCUACAACAAGCUUCAGAGCACCAAGCCACAAACCAUCGGCGCCGCGCUAGCCGACAGUCCGGUCGCAUUGCUAGCCUGGAUCUAUGAGAAGCUUCAUGACUGGACAGAUUCAUAUCCAUGGACCGACGAUGAGAUCCUGACGUGGGUAUCGAUCUAUUGGUUCUCCAGGGCAGGACCUGAGGCCAGUGUUCGUAUCUACUACGAGAGCUUCCACUCAGAGUCCGUGAAAGGGAUCUCUUAUGCUAAGCUCAUGUCCUACAUUCCUGGCGUGAAGCUUGGUCUAGCCCAUCUACCGUGCGAGAUCGCUGCUGCACCAUCGACAUGGGCCGCGACGCUGGGUCCAGUAGUGUGGCAGAGCCGACACGAGCGUGGAGGUCAUUUCGCUGCCUGGGAAGUCCCAGAUGUUAUUGUGGGUGAUCUGCGCGCGAUGCUCAGGAAAGGAGGACCAUGCCACGGGGUGAUACCCGGCCGAAAGGGUUACUGA
This is a messenger RNA of Penicillium argentinense, 1257 nucleotides long. Its product is annotated as epoxide hydrolase family protein. NCBI's taxonomy places the organism in Eukaryota, Fungi, Ascomycota, Eurotiomycetes, Eurotiales, Aspergillaceae. Gene Ontology annotation, molecular function: epoxide hydrolase activity. The transcript has 4 exons. Gene Ontology annotation, biological process: epoxide metabolic process. Bases 1 to 1257 code for a protein of 418 amino acids. The record is from RefSeq and is a predicted model, not a curated record.